Molecule: messenger RNA, 1182 nt
Organism: Quercus robur (English oak)
Lineage: Eukaryota; Viridiplantae; Streptophyta; Magnoliopsida; Fagales; Fagaceae
Exons: 7
Coding region: 1-1182 (393 amino acids)
Source: RefSeq, a predicted model, not a curated record
AUGGAUUUUGAAAGAAUGAUCCUAAUUUUUGUUUUGUGUCUCUGUUUGACAAGCAGCUAUCAGGUGGAUGGAACCCAAAUUACAUCCAAAGAAGAGGAAUUGGAGUUGGAAAGACAACUAAAACUCAUAAACAAACCUCCUACUAAAAGUAUUCAGACGGAGUUUGGAUAUAUUGUUGACUGUGUCGAUAUCAAUAAACAAUUGGCUUUUGACCAUCCUUUGUUGAAAGAUCACAAGAUCCAGAAAAGACCUCGUUUACCACUAAGAAGAACAAAGAGUGUAGGUCUCUCACAAAAUACACUUUCAAUGAUUGGUUUACUGAAAGAUGAUUGUCCAUUGGGAACCGUUCCUAUUCGUAGGACAACAAAAGAAGACCUCAUAGCAAUUCGGUCAAUGUCAAAUAACAUUUAUCCUCAAUCAACAGAACAUCCCGGUGUUCAUACUGCAAUUAUCCAAAUGCUAGACAUACCAGGUCGUAGUUACACUGGAGUUCAAGGAAAUAUCGCUGUCUAUAAUCCUGAUGUUAAGCUGGGAGAAAGCUAUGCAGAAAUACAUGUCAUUAAUGGCGCAGAAUAUAAUACGAAUGCUAUCAUUACUGGAUGGAUGGUUUCUCCAACUAUGUACAUGGGUACUAGUUAUUCUUAUUUCUUUGCACAUUGGACAAUUGAUGGUUCUAAAUCAACGGGCUGCUUCAACCUUUAUUGCCCAGGAUUUGUGCAAAUUGACAGAAGAGUUCAUCUCGGGGCACCUAUAAGCAAUGUAUCCAUUCCUUACGGUCCUCAUUUUGAGAUUCCAGUCUCUAUUUUUAAGGAGGAUGAUGGCAAUUGGUGGAUAACAUACAACGGUAUUAAUGUUGGAUAUUAUCCAGCAAAUAUAUUUAAUAAUUUUACUAAUCCUCAAAUUGUUGGCUGGGGAGGUAUCGCUGUGGUUCCUGAUCCUACAACUGGAAUUAGCCCACCCAUGGGAUCAGGAGUAUUUCCAGACGGCAAGUAUGAGCAUUCAUGUUCAAUUAGAUUUGUUCAGUAUAAAAAUAAUUCAGGAAUUCUAGAUGGACCUUAUGGUGGCAGCUAUGAGAAAAUCAUUGAUAGUCCUGGCUGUUAUAGUGUAGCGGAUCCUGUAUAUCGUGCGAUCCAGGGAUACAACUUCGAUUUUGGUGGCCCAGGUGGAAAAUGUGGCAACUGA